This is a messenger RNA of Penaeus vannamei (Pacific white shrimp), 7514 nucleotides long. RefSeq lists its product as uncharacterized. Lineage: Eukaryota; Metazoa; Arthropoda; Malacostraca; Decapoda; Penaeidae. The record is from RefSeq and is a predicted model, not a curated record.
ACGAAAGCCCAGAUAGGAUGAGAUGCAAGAUCUUUGCUGCAGCCUGGGCGAAAACGGAAUUCCCUUCUACCGCCCUCUCGUUUCCGUCGCACCACCUUUUCGCGGCUUCCGAAAAUGGCCGCUUUAGGGAACGUUCGCUGCCUCAAAUGAGCGACAUCGCGUGCGAAUAUGUGUGAUUCAGAUACGUUUUUCUUCAUCACCAGAACAAACCAUGAAGUGCAAGGUGACAAGCUCGGUCAGCCAUGCUAAGCCAAACAAAAAUGAAGCCAAUGUGCUGCGCAGAUCCUCUAGACGAGCAACCAUUGAGAGACGAGUUUGGGCUGUACCAAAAAAGCCCAGCAAACCUGGCACAAGUGCCAAAGGAAAGUGUGCUCCUAAGACUGACAAGAAAGGUAGGAAGACUCAAACCCAAACCAAAGUGCAAAUUAAGAAUCUGAGCAAGGGUCACCCUCAGCAGAACCUCAAGAGAGUGCACAGUGCCACAGAGGAAUCUGGAAAUUCAAGGAGAAAGAUUAAGAAAACAGAGGGCACAAAAGAUGUUGGGACUGAUGGAAGUGGCACAAGUGAAGUGCCUUCAGAACCAGUUAGUAAAAGAGGGAAGAAGUUAAGUGGAGAUCACAGUGAGAAGAACCUUGAAAGUGAUGAUGGGGCAGACUAUCGCUCCCAGAAAAGAUGGGGUUAUACAGAAAGUAGCUUGGAUGGCCAAGGUGUAGACACUACACGAAACACCAGGUCUGACGGCAAAGUGAAUACUUCUAGAAGGACAGAGUGGUGUGGGGGUACUUCAUCAGAGAGUACUAGAGGGAAUAGUUUAGAUGCUCUGUGUUAUGCUGUUGAGAAAUAUGGUGAGCGAGAUGUGGAGGAAACAUUGUUAACAGAUGAUGUUUGUCUUCACAAAGUUGUCAUUGAAGAAGUAGUAACUGACUACAGGAUAUCCGAAUCAAACUGUGAUGUUAAAGAUUUGGAUGUUGAACACAAAGUCAGGGAGGAUAUUGGUCACAAAGAUGAGUACAGAGAUGCUGUGGAUAUAUUAGAUCAUUCUCAUAGUAAAGCAGAAGAGUGUAAUAAAAGAAAUAGUGAGAAGUUAUUAAGGGAAAAAGAUGAGAGUAUAGAUGUAGUGAAAAUUAAGCCCCCUGUUUUGGAGGUAAAGGAAAAUUCUUUUGAUGGGACAAGUAUAGAAAGCAUAUUUGGUGAAGAAGGGGCAAAUGCAGUGAAAGACACACUUGUCAAAGAUGAGCUGAAUGAAGGGGCGAGGUAUACAUCAGUCCAAGAAGGGCUGAGUGAUGUGAAGGACCUUAGUUGCAUUGAGGAUAGAUUACAAGGACAAGAAAAGCUUUGUGUUGUUAGAGAUAAAUAUCAAGAAGGGAGAAGCAGUACUGUUAAAGAUGUGAAAAGUGAAGAGAAGAAUUUGUGCUCUACAGUAGAUGAGCUCUGUGAAGUUCGUUCUAGUGAGGGUAAACUGGAUGAAAGCAUUUCCAGAGUUAAGGAAGUGGCAAAGGAUCAGUGUGUUUCAGUGAAAGUGAAAUCAGAGAAGCAUGGGAAAGAAGCAAAGAAAAAACAGAUUGAAAAUAUUGAUGUUGAUGAAGAAAAGAGUAGAAUAAAAGAUGUCUCUGACAGUGAAAACACAGAAGAGGAAGAGAGUAACAGUAGUGUGGAAGCUAAGACUGCAUCCAACAUUCCCUUCAAAAAUGAAGGUACAGUGGUGGUUCCAACAAACACAGAGGCUGCAGCAGGGGAAGAUUCUGAAGAAGAUCAUGUAUCACUGGCUCUGGCUCUUGCACAGCUGGUCAAUUCAGAAUGUGGGGGAGAAGUUGGGGGUGCUGAGACUGUCACCAUACAUUCUGCCUCAUCUGUAGAUCACUUAGAAAAUGAAGCUGGAGUUGUUACCCUUGGAUGUAAAGCAGAAGAGGUGGACAGAACAGAAUCACCAUGUCCAGCUGAGGAAAUGGAGGAGGAAGAGGAGGAGGAGGAGGAGGAGGAGGAAGAGGAAGAAGGUGAACUAAUCAUUAAAGAGGAGGAUGAGGAUGAAAUAGGUGAUGAGUCUGAGGAGGAAGAAUUCAGCACAGAAUUCAAGCAGAAUAACAAGGAAGAUGAUAGUAGAGAAGAAACUGACAGCAAAGAUCCUCUGCCUGUGACUGUGCCAGAAAGGGUUACAGACCAGCUGGACUGCUUGGUAGAGAUGGUUGGGGAAGAAGAGGAUAAAAAUGCAAGAUCCAGGAGUGGAUCACCCCCACCACAGCCACCUCCACAGAAGUCCAAGAAGCAGCUCCCUCCACUCAUCAAAAUAAGCUCUCGACCCCCAGCAAUCAAGACUCCAUUGAAGUGUCCAGAAUGUCCCAUGCAAUUUUGCACUGUGCGAUCGUUAUUGUGGCAUUUUGGAACUCAUGGAGCAAGAUCAAGAGACACCUGCAUUCCUCCAAUCCUUCUGCAAGAUCUGAUAGUUCCAUGGGACAAACCCACAGUUUCUGUUUUCAUCUCACAGCCUACAGAAAGUGCCACAGCAACACCCACAUCAUCAGUUGCAGACAAUGCAAUCAAGAUUGAUGUAGUAAGUAAGCCAGAUGUACCAUCAACAAUACAACUGGUUAGAACAGAAGAUUACAUGGGAAACAAUGGAGAUGUUAUUCUGAAAGUACCAAUUCCCAGACUGAAACCCAAGUCUCAUUCAAAUCAGUAUGUCAAAAAAGAUAAGUUUGUAAACAUACUACCAAAGAUACCUACAGGUGAUGGGCAAGUGUCAGGUCAGACCACCCAAGCUAGCCCUCAGCCAGCAUUGAUCCGGCCAUCUGGAUCGCCUACUCCACAGAUCACUGUUCAUCCUCAGCCAGCAGUUCAGUCCACAGUCAGUAUACCUUCAGAUCAGGCAUCAACAACACAGUCUCAGGUUCCAAAGAUCACCAUUAGGGCAAGUAAUAAACUUCAGAUUCAGCCAUUGGCAUCAUCGCAGUCUACGGUGCAAGUGCAGUCACCAUCAACAGUUCAGGUACAACCACCAUCAUUACAAGUACAGCCUCAGUCUGCAGUACAAUUACAGCAAUCAACAGUGCAAGUUCAGCCCCAGUCUGGGACACAGUUGCAGCAGCCAUCUGCAGUUGCAGUACAGUCACAGUCUGCCUUGCAGGUGCAAACUCCAACAGGAGUGCAAGUCCAGUCAUCACCUGCAUUGCAAGUUCAGCCCAUUGUAACAACUAGUAAGGGUUCUUCUGCUGCUCCUAGUCAUAUAACUUUAAUCCCUAUGGACAAGUUAACUGCAGUAGGUCAGACCAUUAAUCCAAGGGGAUCUAAGCUUAACCCAGCUCCCUUGAGAAUGGUAGCCCCCUCAACAUUGCCAGUCAAAUCAUCAAACACAGUGGACAAUGUGCUGGAGAAGGAUGGCUUGGUCAUGAUCAACUCAAAUCUUGCUCUUCGCAUAGUAUCCUCCUUGCCCAGCAGUUUGGACAGUGCUACUAACACAACAAAUACCACCACUCUUAGACCAAUAGCUAGUCAAUCCACAAACAACUUGACUAUUGUGCCACAGACAGAAAGCAACAAGCUAAUCAACUCCUCUAAGAUAGAGAGUGCAAAAAGUCCUGACAUUCUAACGAUUGUUCCUCAAGUUGAUUUGAAUAAAAAAGUUUCGUUGUUAAAAUCUGGGAGUUCAGUGUCUGGCUGCCAAGUUGCUAGUGCUUCACCAAAACAGGCAUCAGCAGCCCAGUCCCAGGUUGUGAAGCUAUAUCUCCUUCAACCCAAAGAUCCAAAAGCAAAUGGGGGUUCAGUUAAAUCAGGCAUUACAUCAGAAACAAGUAAUGUUAAUGGAAUAGAAAUACCACUUCCUCUACCUAAUGGAAAUGAAAAACUCAACUACAGAGAAGUAGAAGUGAAAGAUAACACAUCAGAAUCCUCUGAAGGAGAGGAAGAGGAGGAAGAGGAGGAGGAGGAGGAGGAUGAUGAUGAUGAAGGAAUGGUAAUUGAUGAUGGUAAGGAAGGAGAGGAUGAUGUAAUGGAUCCCCUGAGUUUAUGUGCUGUGACAAUGGAAGAUGAGAAUCUAGAAGCUUUAAACAAUGCAAGCCAAACUACCCAGUCUGGUGGGUCCUCUCCUGCCACAUCACCUGAUAAGGUUAUCAUAAAAAAGUUGCCAGUAAGACCCAAAGGCAAAAAUGGACAAGCAGUUGAUAUUGUGAAAUAUGAGGCUCGAAAGUAUGUGUGUUGCUAUUGUAACAGGAGAUUUGGAUGGUCAACUGAUCUCAAGCGCCAUGUUAUCCUCCACACUGGUGAGAAACCUUUCCAGUGUAAAGUGUGCCCAACAGCAUUUACCAGAAAGUUCCUUUUACAGAAUCAUAUGAAGAGAAUGCACCCAGACAAGUGUAAGAUGUCAGACCUGUGGCCUUAGGAAAGUUUAGGCUGUUAUGGUCUUUAGCUUGUUAUAAUAUAGCCAGUAGCUGAGUGAUUUUUAUAAUGAGUUGCACAGACAACAUAGUUGUUGAUAUUGGUGCUGAAAAAGAGAAAAAUUAAUAUUCAAGUACACAAAUUGCCAUGAUGUACACCUUUGGGAGUUCAUGCAUGUGGAUGCUUGGACACUAGUCAACAUAUCCUUUUAAAGUCAAAAGAAUUAUAUCAUACUUUUCAGAUUUCUAAAAUAUAGAAGAUGUAUUAUUAGUAAAGCAUUUGUAACAGGUCUUAUUAGGAAAUCCUUUCUUGAGUGUUCUUUGUCCCUUGCAAAGUAAAAUAUUUUUGUUUUAGGAUAAUGAAGAUAUAGAAAUUAUUGAAGAGGUCAUUACUUUUUUUUAUUAGCUUACAAAAAUAUGCUAAUUGAGAGUAUGACUUUAUUAUGUUUGGGGAAGAAAUACUUUCAAUUUUUCUUACUUGGUUUUCUGCUCAUGUAGCUCUUGAGAAAUCUAUAUUUUUCCACAUACAAUCUUGAACCAUGGAUGGCAUUUGUCUAAAGAAAUUAAGGAAAAAGAUGGGGUUGUAAUAGGUAGACUGAUUGAUGUAUUGACAUUCUUGUUUUAUUAUUAUAUUGCAGUCACCAACCUUAUUUUGUAGAUUUAUCAUGUUGAUUUUUCUUUCUUUCUCUUUUUUUAGUUUUGCAGGUUACCAAAGAUAAUUACAUUCAUGUAUCGUAAGGCAAUGAAAAAGGAAUGAAUAUGAAAUUUGAUAACAAGGAUAUAAUUAUUGUUCUUUAUUAUUUUUAUUAUUAUGAUAAUGUAAAAGUGGUUCAUAUAGAUACUUUGCUGUUUAUUUUAUUUUUUAUUAUUAUCUAUAGAUUGAUUUAAUUAAAUUUAUUCUUAUAUUUUUGUUCUUCAAAUUUUUCGUUUUUUUGUUAUGUAUUCAAUAGUGAAGGAAAAUAUUUGUAAUUUUAAUUUACAGAAUAUUCUGCUCCCAUUUCUAUGCAGUGUAGUUGUAUUAUUGCCAGUUGUUACUCUUCAUAUGCAGGAAGGAUGAGUUUGGAUGUAAGUAAAUCUAGAGCACAUACCGGAAAGCUUUGUCGUCCAGUUGUUGGUUUCAUAAGCAUUGUACAAAGUCGGACCAUGUAUUUGAGAUACAAACAGAAAAACGGAAUUGAGUUACAAUUUCAGUUGUUGCCAGUGCCAUAUAGAUACUAGGAUGAUCAAAGAUGCAGUGACAAUGUUUAUAAGUUCCCUCUCUAGUGAAGUGAGCUGCUAAUAAUACUUUUGGGUACAUUUAUCAGGACAGGCCUGUUAGCUGGGGUGUACUUACAGGAGCCUGGUGUGCUUGCAGAAAUUUUAUGAACAAGAAUCUACAGUAUGUGUGAACAAGAUUUUUCUGUACUUGCAUGUCCCAGUUGAUUGUACAAGAACUGGUUGUGUAUACACAAGCCAUUUAUACAAUAUUAGAUUGAACUACUAUUUAUAUACCAUUGCUGCAGAAGUGACAAUAGUGAAGGACAGAGUAGGGCCUUUGGUGAGAUUACCGAAUGGAUAACUUUUUACAGUCUUCAGUCUUUUACUCAUAAUUUAAUAAAAAAAAUAGCUUGGGCUUUUGUAUGCCAUGAACAGAGAAUGUAAUAUUCACUAUCUACUACCCUAUGAAUGGAGAAAAACAUUUUCAUUAGGUAUCGUUCUUUCAUAGAGCAUUGAGACUGCAUCGUUUAUUGACUUUACAUUAAUUUGAAAUUCCAAAUUUCAGUACACUACUAUAUUGAAUUUACAUUAAUAUGAAUUUUCCAAAUGUCAUUACACUACUACAUUGAUUUGAAUGUUUCAAAUUUCAUUACACUCCUUAACUUGACUAGUAAAAUUAUUUUCACUUCUAUGUUUUUGUACAGCUGAAACCAGUAUAUUGAGUCUGAUCUCAGCAAACUAAUUGAUAAUGCUAAAGAGGCAAGUUGGCAUCCUGACACCACUCCAUGCAAUUGAAAGUGUAUAUGUGAGAGUAAAAGUGAGAUAUUUUUCUUCUGCAUUUUCUCUCAUUUUUUAUUGUUCUAGUGUGUAGUACUUUGCACAUGUUUAUAACCAUAAUGCAGGAGUACAUGUUAGUUAUGUUUAUGUUUUUCAUUGCAUUUCAAUUUUGUAUCAUUAGCACUAGAGCAAAGUGUGUACAUCACUGAAAUUGAGUAUCACUAAUUUACAUUUUUCACAUUAAAGAUUUGUUUAUAUUAGGUGAAGUUGUACAUCUCCAUAAUUGUGCAUGUUUGUCACUGAAUAAAUCUAAAGCCUUGACCUCAGAGUGGCAACAGUUUAGAGAUAACAAAUAUGAAGAGUAGCAUUUGUUGAUUUCAUUCAUUUUUAGGUGUCAGUGAUAUGAUUCAUAUUAAAUGCUGAGUGACAUAUAUCCCUUGGUUUUAAGGUAUUAGAGCUUGAUUACAUAGUCUUGGAUAAGAUCAGAUUUUUGUAAUUCAGAUUCUAUGUUUUAUACAGUCAGUUUUGCAUAAUCAAAUAUUGAGAUGUUUGUACUGGGGCUCUUGCAAAACCCUCCUCGGCACAGUUGUGAAUAUGCACUGAAUUCCCCCAUAGAUUUUACAUGGUACAACAGCUAUUCACAAAGGCAGACUGAUGAUAUUUAAUGAUAGUUAUGAGUCUGGAGCAAGUCAACACUUUCUGAUUGUUAUGCAAAAGUUGACCAUCAAGUGAUGAAAGCUCUCUUAUACCUGUUGCUAGAGUCAUCUGAAUAUUUUGAAAUGCUCUGUGUUCAGCAUUAAGCAUCUGCAUUUUUUCCUCUGGAUUGUAAAUCUAAAAAUAAUUGGAUUAUGAAGAUGAUAAGACUUGUGGCGUAGCGUGAUGCACUGGUUAAAAAAGCCACUUCUCUAUAUGUAAAACAAAUUUGUAGCUUAUUUUUAUGCAGUUUUGCAGAGUAUUUUUCACAUUUUCCUAUUCACAUCACUGUAUAUAAUCAAAGGAAAUAGUCAUCACUUCUCAUCAAGCAGGCAAUUUUGGAUGCUUCAUUACUGUAUUCAUAUAUGCAAAUGAUAUUUUCUCACCUCCUCCUUUUCCUCCUCCUUCCCUCUACUCCCCUCUCAUCUCCUCCUUCCUCCCCUCUCCCCACCUCUUCUCUUUCCUCCCCUCUCCCCUCCU